Molecule: messenger RNA, 1352 nt
Organism: Lotus japonicus
Lineage: Eukaryota; Viridiplantae; Streptophyta; Magnoliopsida; Fabales; Fabaceae
Product: gamma-glutamyl peptidase 5-like
Exons: 3
Coding region: 270-1028 (252 amino acids)
Cellular component (GO): cytosol
Source: RefSeq, a predicted model, not a curated record
UUAAACACAUGGAUGAGACUGUGUUCUCACUACACUGUUAGGAGAUCUAGGCCCAUCGGAAUGGGAUAUUCACUGCUUGAAUAUGUUUGUCUUCCCUGUGGCCCCUCUUACGGGGAACCAUUACCAAGUGCAUCUAUAAAAAGGGUCGCUAACUCUGCAAAUUAGCAUGCAACAAUUUGAUUGCACUCAUUCUACUUUCUAGAUUCCAAAUUAGAGGCUCUUAUUGCUGCCACUUCAGCUUCAUUUCAAGCCAGCCUAGCUUAUUGAAGAUGGCAAUCAAUAGUGAAGGAAGAAGAUAUGCUCUGCUACAAGCAGCCAAGGAUUCUGACUAUGUAAAGAAAGUGUAUGGUGGAUACUACAACGUGUAUGUAGAAGCUUUUGGGGAAGUAGGUGAGAGGUGGGAUUUGUUUAGAGUCUGUGAACAAGAAUUCCCUGACUUCAAUGAGCUGCAUAAAUAUGAUGGGUUUGUGAUCACUGGUAGUUCCAAUGAUGCCUUUGGAAAUGAUUACUGGAUCCUCAAACUGUGUUUCAUGUUGCAAAUUCUUGAUGCCAUGGAGAAGAAAGUUCUUGGCAUUUGUUUUGGCCACCAGGUAUUAUGCAGGGCAUUAGGUGGAAGAGUAGGCAGAUCAAACGCAGGGUGGGAUAUUGGCAUAAGACAAGUGCAUUUUGUGAAAGAUCUAGUUCCAUACAGCUACCUAAAUCAACAUGAAAUGCCAGCAUCCCUAAACAUCGUUGAACUACAUCAAGAUGAGGUUUAUGAGAUUCCUUUGGGAGCAGAAGUGAUUGCAUCAUCAAACAAAAUUGGUGUGGAAAUGUUUGCAGUUGGAGAUCACAUUCUUGGAAUUCAGGGUCAUCCUGAGUUUACCAAAGAUAUACUAUUGAAUCUGAUUGAUCGUUUUCUCAAUAUGGAUGUUAUAAAGGAAGAAUUUGCGGAAGAUUUGAAGCUUCAAUUGCAGAUAGCUGAGCCAGACAAGAAGUGCUGGAGAAAGAUAUGCAGGAACUUUCUCAAGGGAACAUGUAUAGGCUAGCUGAGCACCUUUUACAUAUGUGCAUCUAAAAGUUCGGAACUUAGGAUUCAAUUUCUGUCUAGAAAACAAUAGGAGCAUAUUUCUGUACAUUUGACAUCAAUCUUGAACUCUUCAUGGGAAUGAGUCGAGGACAAAAUACCUCCUAGAAAAGGUUAGCAAAAUAGCAAAAAAGUAUUGUAAACUAUUCAUAUGGAUGCCAUAUUCUACAAUGUACAGAAUUAAAAACAUGUUACACUCCUGUAGAUUCACGAUCAAUAAAAGUCAUGAUCCUAAUCCGCAGAAUUUGUGACAGUUUAAUAAUAUAAAAACCGCAUAUUUUGUGAA